AUGACUCAUAUUGAUUACGAAGCUUAUGCAAGAGAUUUAAAUAUAUGGUACAAUAACGUGGAGUUUUAUGAUGUCCGAACUGCAGCAGAUCUUUGCAAGAUCUUUGAUUGCUGUAAAUUUUCAACAAAUCAGUUUAUUCAAAUAUUUACUAUUAUUAAUAAAAAGUUUAAUAGUUCUGAGGUGAUAGCUAUUUCACAGCAUGCAAGGAUACAAACAUUCGAAAAUGGAGAAAAAGCAUUUGAUGCUUUAAAUUUUAUUUCAAAACUCUUAAACAACAAAGCCAUAAGUGAUGCAACAACUUACAUCAAGGAUCACACGGCCCAAACUGGCAAAAAUAUUAAAUAUUUAAUGAAAUGUUCUUUAUAUCGUGAUGACUUUUUUCAAAUUUUCAAAAUUUUAUCAAAAGCAUGCAAAGAUGGAGAUACAUAUACAUUAAAAUAUGCAGUUACAGAAGGAUACAUUAAUAUAUACACAUAUUAUUCGGAAAAAAGUAAUCUUUUUUAUUUAAAUUCUGAACCUGAAGAAGCAAGACCAUAUUCACUUUUUGAAUACAUUUUGAGUAAAAAUAACAUGGAACUAUUCAGACAACUUAGUAUAUUCUCAAAUAUCUGUACAAGCAAUAGUCUUGAAUCAAUUAAAUGCUUAUAUACUCAGCUUAACGAAGAUGUCAAUUCUCGCGAUGGAUUCCAGAAAACACUUCUUCAUUAUGCAGCAUUAAAUGAAGAUGUCGAAGUUACAAAAUAUUUUGUAUCUUUUCAAAGUAUAGAUAUAAAUGCUAAAGAUGAUUGCCAAGCAACUCCAAUGCAUUAUGCAGCAUUUAAUAGAAAUGUAGAAGUCAUCAAAUAUUUAUGUUCUCUUCCAGGAAUUGAUAUCAAAGUCAAAGAUGCAAAGGAGAAAACACCUCUUCAUUAUGCAGUUCUUGUUAAAAACAGUGAAGUAGUUAAAUAUCUUUGUUCUCUUCCAAAUAUUGAUAUCAAUGCAAUUGACAGCAAUAAAAAGUCAGCUCUACAUUAUGCAGCCGAAAAUGAUAGCAUUGAAAUUAUUCGAUACAUUAGUGAGCACAUGAAAUAA
Messenger RNA from Trichomonas vaginalis G3, 1071 nucleotides. RefSeq names its product protein ubiquitination. Lineage: Eukaryota; Parabasalia; Trichomonadida; Trichomonadidae. The record is from RefSeq and is a predicted model, not a curated record. Gene Ontology annotation, molecular function: protein binding. Bases 1 to 1071 code for a protein of 356 amino acids. The transcript has a single exon.